AUGGAGCAUCUACCUGUGCAUCUUGCAUAUGAAGCCUAUCUUGGAGACCCCGUUCAAUACAGGUGGAUGUAUCCCUUUGAAAGAUUCAUGGGUGAUUCAAAGCGAUCAAUGAAAAAUAAAGCUAAAGUUGAAGGAUCAAUAUGUGCACAUUAUUUGCAUCGGGAAACAUCACAUUUUUGCAGUCAUUAUUUCAAUCAUUUGAUGUUAACUCCAAGAAUCAUAAGGAAUGAAUUUGAUGUUAACAAAAGAAGUCAAUUUACCUUGUCAAUCUUUGGUCUUCCCGGUCGCCCUUCUGGAAAGGAUAAUGUGCAUUGGCUGACCCAAAAAGAAUUGCAAUCUGCACACGUUCAUGUUCUAAUCAACUGUAUUGAAGUUAAGCCAUAUCUUGAGGCAUUUAACGCGUUCUAUUUUCAAAGCACCGGUGAACAAGCAACUACCGGUCACAUACAUGCAUCUUUUCCAGCAUGGUUCAAGGAUCAAUUGUCAUGCAUUGUUGCACCGACUCAAGAAAUACUUCAUUUGCGAAACUUAUCUAGAGGGCCUGUUCAAAGAGCAAUUGAAUGA
Messenger RNA from Lathyrus sativus (Indian pea), 564 nucleotides. The record is from the annotation of a GenBank genome assembly. NCBI's taxonomy places the organism in Eukaryota, Viridiplantae, Streptophyta, Magnoliopsida, Fabales, Fabaceae.